UUCUCCCAGCGCACCGGUGCGGACCAUAAACGCGAAGCGACGAGCGUGCUGUGCUACUAUUUUCUUCCACUUUAGUUAGUCCAUCUCGGGAGGCUCUCACAGUAACAUGUCGUCCACUGUGGACUCAGACUUUGUUGGAAGUGUAUUUUUUGGAAGCAGUGAAAAGGAAGUUUUAGAAUUGGAUUUGCCACCAGGCGAUGAUGGGUGUGCUACAUGGAAGGAGAUUCUUGUGGAAGAUUUGUUAGAUGGAGUGGAGGAUGGUGGUCAAUUUGUAGAUUUUGUUCUAUUGGAAGACGGGGUGAUGUUGGAUUUGGUGCACAGCCAGGAUGAACACGAGAAGGUUCAAUGCACUCCUACAUUGGAAAUGAAUGAACUCGAUUCAUUCAUGAAAACAUUACAUAACAAAAAGGAUAAUAAGGAAACACCCAUUGUAUCAGCUGAUGUUGAUGGAAAGCAAUCCAAGGGCGACACCGGCAACAAUGUAUCAUCCAAGUGUGCCGCAUUUGAGUGCGGCGUUUGUUUGCUACGAUUUAAAAUCAAGGCACACUUGAUUAGACACACGCUUUUGAAGCAUCGCCAGAACGCAACCGCCAAUCAGGCUGAGAAGAUUUACAGCCGGUGUUUACGCUGCAACGAGCUUUAUUCAACUACCAUAGAGUUAGAAAGUCACCUCAAAGAGAAACAUAAAACUACAUCGCCCUGUGAUAUAUGUUUAAGAUUAUUUGAAAAUGAAAUAUCUCUUAAACGACAUCGAAUGUUCCACAUGGGAUCGAAUCCGUUCACCUGCGAUGUAUGCAGCAAACAGUGCAAGAACUCGAGCCAUUUGCACUUUCAUCGAAGAAGCCAUUUUACCGCGGACCUCGGAUACAAUUGCCCUCACUGCCAGAGACAGUUCUCCUCAUCGGGAAACCGCCAAAAGCACGUUGCUCGAAUUCACACUCAGGAUAAGCGCUACAAAUGCCCCAACUGUAACGAAUCUUUUAUCUACACACGCCAAUUAAAAAUUCACCUCAAGCAGUCUCAUCUCACCGUCGGGCGGGGCCUUCACGACUGCCCGGAUUGCAACAUCCCGUUUACCUCCAAACAGCAGCUCGCCGAGCACCGCACAUUGCAUCACAUCCAAAAAGAUCGACCGCACGCCUGUGACCAGUGCCAGUCGCGCUUCAAACAGCUUGGCCAUCUCAAUACUCACAAGCUCACCCACUCGGGUCUCAAACCGUUCGGAUGUGACCACUGUGAGAAGCGGUUCCGAACCGGAACGGACCUCAAGGUGCACCAUAGGGCCGUGCACAGUCGGGAGAAACCUUUUCGCUGCGAGCAAUGCGGCCAGUGUUUCAUCGUGGGCUAUCUGUUGAAUCAACAUCGCGUCAAGAUGCACUGCGAUGCCAAUCAAAAGUGUUAGUGUUUUCCGGGAUACGUAUAAAAUUGCGAUUAUAAACUAUGACAAUAAAAAUAUAAUCAAAUACAAUAAAUAUAAAUUUCAAAGCGAAGUUGUACUUUA
Armigeres subalbatus is the source of this 1501-nucleotide messenger RNA. Its product is annotated as zinc finger protein 771-like. The coding region runs from base 107 to 1402 and encodes 431 amino acids. The record is from RefSeq and is a predicted model, not a curated record. Lineage: Eukaryota; Metazoa; Arthropoda; Insecta; Diptera; Culicidae. The transcript has a single exon.